This is a messenger RNA of Trifolium pratense (red clover), 1272 nucleotides long. Its product is annotated as protein FAF-like, chloroplastic. The record is from RefSeq and is a predicted model, not a curated record. NCBI's taxonomy places the organism in Eukaryota, Viridiplantae, Streptophyta, Magnoliopsida, Fabales, Fabaceae. Bases 119 to 1147 code for a protein of 342 amino acids. The transcript is spliced from 2 exons.
ACCAUCAAUCAACCAUAACCACUCCUUACCAUUUAAUUUCUUCCUCUUUUGCAACUAACACUCCUUUGAAUGCUGUUUUCUUGCCUAAGAUAACAAGAAGAUUCAAAUCAAAGAAACUAUGGUGAUGCAAAACCAGAACAUUGAUUCCUCCAAAGAACUAUCACACUCAAAACUCACUAGUGAAUUGGAUAUAUGGAGUUCAAUCUUGAACCAAAAGAACAAAGAUGAAGCUUCACAGUUAAAAACUCCUCCUUAUAUUCACCCACUUGAGAAAAAAUCAAAAAAUUGGUUAAGUGAAAAGAGUCUCGAAAUGUGCACAGAGAGUCUUGGAUCAGAAACUGGUUCGGAUUGGUUCUGUUCUUCUUACACAUCUUCCUCUAAAGAUAAUAAUUCUUUAGAGGAUGAUGAAAAAUUGAAAGCAAAAGUGAAAAUAUGUGACGAUGAAAAUCCAAAACACAAUUAUUCUAUUAGGAAGAAAACAAAGAAACCAAGUUGUUUACCACCUCCACUUCCUUCACUCACAAGUCAAAGUCAACAUGGUCAAAGUCAACCACUCCAAAUGAGAUCCUACCGUGACAAUGGAAGGUUGUUUUUGUUCCUACAAGUUGUUUCAAUUCCUCACAACAAUUUCUUCGCUACGCGACAAAAUGGUCGUCUUAUUCUCACAAUUGCUAGUGAUGAUGAUGAUGAAGACGACGAAGAAGAAAAUAAUGAUGAGUGUGAGAAAUGUGAAAAUGUGGUAGAGAAAACACAUAUGUGUAGUUUAGAAUUAGUGGUGAAUAAGAAAAUUGAGUUAAUUAACAAGAGUCCAAAAUUGGUUCCUUUGUUAAACUUCUCUGACCAUUGGUCAGACAAAUUCAAAAGAGGGACCAAUUUUGAGGAUGUUCAACACGGUUCAUUGCCACGGUCAUUGCCUUUGAUCAAUGGUUAUGAAUAUUAUUGGCGAAACAAGGCUACUGGAAAUGUUCUACUAUCUGGAAACAUGAACAUAAAUCAAGGUUCAAAUGAAGAAUCACAAGAUUCACAACAGUUGUUUGUUUUGAGAGGGAAGAAUAAGGAUUACUUAGUUCACAAUUUGAAGUUUUGCAAGGAUUCUAGAACUACAAGGUCUUUUAUGUUUUGGGACCCAUGUUGUAUUGCUACCUGAUCAUUUUCUCUACUUUUUGUUCCACUCUUUUUCCUAUAUAGUUGUUGUCAAAUAAAACAAAAUGUAGAGGGGAGAAAAAUACUAUAUUUAUAAGAUUAGAUGAAUGACUUUAACAUUUUCAUAUA